UAAAAGUGUUGGCAGCAUAAUCUUAUAGAUCGCAUUAUUUGACAGAACACCGGUAUUCCCCUGUUGGUAAAAUGAAAGCCAGCGCGUGCUGUUGCCGCCAGGGGAUUGGAGCAAUGACUUGUCAGUAAAGUCACCCACCCUCUGAGUAUCUCAGACAGAGUUAGUAGUGUUUGAGACACAGAGCAAGGCGGCGAGACACUGGGAUAACUGAUUUAACCAGACCGGGACAGAACGACACAUAAGUGCGAGGGAGAUGGAGGAGGAGAUGCUACCGGCAGACGAAGGUCUCUCUGCGCCCAAAAUCUGCAGGCAGCAGCAGCAGCGGAGUCCGUACAGCUCCCUCAAGACCUUCCCGAGCAAGCGCGCGGCGGCCAAGGCGAGAUAUGACAGACCCACAAUGGUGGACAUCCCGCAGCUCGGAGACCAUCCCCAUCAUCUCAGUCAUCAUCAGCAGCAGCAGCAGUAUUCACAGCGCGUGCCGCUUCCGCCAGCGUCCCUCUCCAUCAUUAGCAGUCAGCAGCACCGUCUCCCCUGCGAAAUCAGGCCCAGCAGCAGAGUCGCGACAUCCAGCGCGGCAUCAGCGGGGAGCGCCACGGCGACAGCAUCAUUUGGCAGCCAGAGGAGGGUCUCCGGCCAGGAGCCCGGGAGAUACCCGGCGGGGCGCGCCGAGCUCAGCCACCAGGCUCCAGACUGCUCCUAUGGAAUAAGCUCAGAAAACCGGCUCAUAUUGGAUGCUUUUGCCCAGCAGUGCAGUCGGGUACUCAGCCUCCUUAACAGCAACGGACGGCUCCUUGAGCCCCAGCCUUCCCUCGUCCCUGCAUCCUCUUCCAUCUCCUCUCUAAUAAAACAGGAGAACAGCUGCCUUUCUCCAGGAGAGAGGCUCAGUUCUGAGCCCAGAUCAGAGGACUCAUCCCUGGAGAACACAGGUGAGGAGACCCAACGGGGCAACCACUGGAACCAGCAGCAGACUUCCGCUUUCCUCCAGAUCUUCACAGAGUCGCUUCAGAACUACCUGCUCUCUGGACCCCAGUCGUCAGACAGUGAACGGAGUUGCCCGGUAGAGGCUGAACCGGCAGCAUCAGGGUCCCCGAGGCAGAACUUAGGCGGCUGGGCUUCUCCAGCACCUUCCGAGUCAUACGGACACCCCUCUUCCACACUGCCUGAGGAAGAUGAGGAGGAAGGUUGUUGUCCACGCUGCGUGGAGCUGGAACAGGAAGUUCUUAGUCUACAGCAGGAAAAUGAAGAACUGAGACAAAAACUGGACAAUAUACCAGCUCCUUGCCAGAAUGUUCUGGACUUUUUUAAGACUGUUCUUCAGCACUACAACCAAUUUGUGCAGCCCCAGCCUGAAGAGCAGCUUACCGAGGGCAGUAAACAGCUUCUGGGGAACUAUCCUCUCUUCAUCACCAAUAAGCAGUGGGACGAGGCAGUCAACUCCUCGAAAAAAGAUGGCCGGCGGCUCCUGCGUUACCUUAUCCGGUUUGUGUUCACCACAGAUGAGCUCAAAUACUCAUGCGGUCUGGGGAAGAGGAAACGUUCGGUACACACAGGGGAGCCGGGGCCGGAGAGAAGACCUCUCAACCCCGUCAAGGUCACUUGUCUCAGAGAGUUUAUCCGGAUGCACUGUGCUUCUAAUCCUGACUGGUGGAUGCCCUCGGAGGAGCAGAUAAACAAAGUCUUCAGCGAUGCAGUAGGGCACGCGCGGCAGGGCCGGGCUGUAGGCACUUUCCUGGGCAACGGGGGCAGCGGUAGCAGCAGUAGUGGUAGUUUAUACAUGGAGAGCUACGACGGGCAGCUCUCUCAGGAUGAGCUCUAUCUGAAGGGCUCGCAGAAUGGUUUGGGGGACUAAAGAAGAAAAAUCCGUCCAGAUCAUGGAUCAAGGUGAGGAGUGAGCCCUCCGGAUCGGCUCAUACAGAAAUUGCAGCACUUAUAACGUGGUUUGUGUAUGAAUAUAAUCUUAUUCCUUCCUGUCAAACCAUUCCAGGGCAUUCAUACCUACCCACUAAAUUAUGUGGGAUUCUUCCAAGCUUAAACGGUUAGUGGUCACUAGGCAGCAGAGUUCAGUUCUACACAGUAUCAGAUUGAUUAUACGCUCCAUUUCGCAUUUCAUUUCAUCGAAUGUGAUCCACUAUAGCAACAUGAAUGUAUCCAUGUUACUCCACUGUAAAUAAUGAGAGCUUCCUUUCUUGCGUCGGAUUGGUCAGAUGUUCAUAAAGACAGCCUGCAAAUGAGGUGCUAAUAUGAUUUUCUGUUAUUCUCUCUGAUAUGGUUCGAUUUAAAGUUCUGCCCUCUAUUUUAUCAUAUGAUGUUGAAUAAUCUAUGACGUUUAUAAAAACGUGAUUUUGCAAAAUCAGUUUCAUAUAGUGGCUGCAGGAUGAAAUUACUGAACUCUACGAUCUGUGCGUG
Molecule: messenger RNA, 2406 nt
Organism: Carassius auratus (goldfish)
Lineage: Eukaryota; Metazoa; Chordata; Actinopteri; Cypriniformes; Cyprinidae
Product: BEN domain-containing protein 4
Exons: 5
Coding region: 254-1849 (531 amino acids)
Molecular function (GO): DNA binding
Source: RefSeq, a predicted model, not a curated record